This is a messenger RNA of Sphenostylis stenocarpa, 936 nucleotides long. NCBI's taxonomy places the organism in Eukaryota, Viridiplantae, Streptophyta, Magnoliopsida, Fabales, Fabaceae. The record is from the annotation of a GenBank genome assembly.
AUGUUUCCCGGUUGCAACAUGUUUAGAAGCACCACAAUCUACCAAAGGGUUGACCCUAUGCCUUACGUUUCCAUCCCAACUCUACACGCACCCACCACGAGACUCACUUUCCCUUCUCCUUCUUCCCCUUUUCUUUUCAGGCACAAGCCCGUUUCCCUCUUCACUUCAUCUUCCUCCUUUUUCUCUUUCACUUCCCCUCCACGAUCCACCAUGCUGCACUGCGACCCUCUUGUCUCUGACAUCUUCGCCACUGCCAUUUCUGGCGUUGCCGCUUUGUCCUUCCUCAAAUUGUGGCAAGAAACCGCCGAACGAGGCAUCUUUGACCAGAAAUUAAAUAGGAAACUUGUACAUAUAAGCAUUGGGCUGAUAUUCAUGCUCUGCUGGCCACUAUUCAGUACUGAGAAUACGGCUUCCUUCUUUGCUGCUUUAAUUCCGGGAGUCAAUAUAAUUCGGAUGCUUGUUACUGGACUUGGAAUAAUGAAAGAUGAGGCCACAGUGAAAUCAAUGAGUAGAUUCGGAGAUUACAGGGAACUUCUUAAAGGACCACUGUAUUAUGCUGCCACUAUUACUUUGGCAUCCAUAGUAUACUGGAGAACUUCACCUAUCUCAAUUGCUGCAAUAUGUAAUCUGUGUGCAGGAGAUGGCAUGGCUGAUAUUGUUGGAAGGAGAUUUGGCCGUGGAAAGAUACCUUACAACAAAGAAAAGUCCUACGCGGGCUCAAUAGCAAUGGCAUCUGCUGGAUUCUUGGCUUCUACAGCGUAUAUGUGGUAUUUUUCCUCCUUUGGGUAUAUUGAGGGAAGCUGGAAUUUGGUUCUGCGUUUUCUGUUAGUGUCUACUGUCACAGCAUUUGUGGAGUCCCUACCUAUCAGCACAGAGUUUGAUGACAACCUCACAGUUCCCCUCACUUCCAUAUUGUUGGGCCGUGUCAUUUUCUGA